This is a messenger RNA of Arabidopsis arenosa, 721 nucleotides long. The record is from the annotation of a GenBank genome assembly. Lineage: Eukaryota; Viridiplantae; Streptophyta; Magnoliopsida; Brassicales; Brassicaceae.
ACUCAAAAACCUAGUGAGGUUCAUAAUAACCACAGUUGGAAAAAAUCUCUAUAGAAAGAAGAAACGAAAAGUAAGAGAUUGGCUCAUCGAGGAAGAUGAUUUUGAGAGGUGGCAACGGAGGAGUUGCAUGGGAUGAUGGUGUCUACGAUGGUGUGAGGAGGAUACUUGUAGGACAAGGAAACGAUGGUGUAGCCUUUGUCAAGUUUGAGUACAAUAAAGGAAAAGAUCUUGUAUCCGGAGAUGACCAUGGGAAGAUGACAUUACUUGGAACUGAAGAGUUUGUGCUUGAAGAUGGUGAAUAUCUAACAGCCAUAGAUGGCUACUACGAUAAGAUUUUCGGAGUCGAGACACCGAUGAUAAUCUGUCUUCAGUUUAAGACGAAUAAAAGGGAGUCAACUCCGUUUGGAAUGGACUCCGGUGAGAAGUUCUCACUCGGAGAGAUAGGCCACAAGAUCGUCGGAUGCCACGGACAAGCUAGUGAUGUUGUUCACAGCAUUGGAGUCACUGUCGUACCAAUCGCCACCACCAAGUGAAAAACCUUCUAUUAUAUUAGUAAAACCAGCCACUGUCAUGUCGACAAAAUAAACUUCCAAUAAGGAUUGGUGUGUGUUCUCUUUACUCUGCUACUUUUAUGUGUUUGUAACUUACUGUUUCUGUCAAAUGUGUCCAAUAAGAUUGGUGUGUGCUCUCUUCAACCAUUCAAUAAAUCUACCAUGAGCCG